AUGGCCGACGUGGAAAUGGAAGUCGACAACCCCCCCUCCCCCUCCGCCGCGGCCGGCGAGGCGGCCCCGGCCCGCAACGAGUCCGAGAUGCAGACCCACGGCCGCGCGACCGCCGUCCGCUCCAUCGAGGGCUGGAUCAUCAUGGUGACCAACGUCCACGAGGAGGCCGACGAGGAGGCCAUCCACGACAUGUUUGGCGAGUUCGGCGAGAUCAAGAACCUGCACCUCAAUCUCGACCGGAGGAGCGGUUACGUCAAGGGCUACGCUCUCAUCGAGUACGCCACCCUCGCCGAGGCCCGCGCCGCCAUCGACUCGGCCCACGAGACCAAGCUCCUCGACCAGACCGUCUACGUCGACUUCGCCUUCGUGCGCCCCCCGCCGGGGAGCAAGGGCGGCAACAACCGCGGCGCCCGACCCCAGAACCGCGGCCGCGGCCGGAGCCGCAGCCGCAGCGCCGACAGGGAGGCCGUCGCCGCCGCCAAGGACGGAGGAAACAUCGAAUGA
This is a messenger RNA of Colletotrichum graminicola M1.001, 504 nucleotides long. RefSeq names its product RNA recognition domain-containing protein. Gene Ontology annotation, cellular component: exon-exon junction complex; cytoplasm; nucleus. The record is from RefSeq and is a predicted model, not a curated record. Gene Ontology annotation, biological process: RNA splicing. NCBI's taxonomy places the organism in Eukaryota, Fungi, Ascomycota, Sordariomycetes, Glomerellales, Glomerellaceae. Gene Ontology annotation, molecular function: mRNA binding. Bases 1 to 504 code for a protein of 167 amino acids. The transcript has 2 exons.